Messenger RNA from Psylliodes chrysocephalus, 1539 nucleotides. The record is from the annotation of a GenBank genome assembly. NCBI's taxonomy places the organism in Eukaryota, Metazoa, Arthropoda, Insecta, Coleoptera, Chrysomelidae.
GACAAUCUGCCCCAUUCGCCCAACAGCCUAUUUAAACUAAAGUUUGUGCAAGAUAGAGCAGCAUACGAAAUGGAAAGUGACAUAGAAGACAGAAAUCAGAAAAAUAACGACACUCCAUUUCUAACACCGAAAAAGUUCAGUAAAAACUUUGAAAAACUUAUUCGUGAAAAAUCCAAAAAGACAAUUACUCCCACAAGAAACCAGUUUCAACCCCUAACGCAUGAAUCCGACUCUGAAGGGGAUGACGACAUAGGAAAAAUUGUUAAGAAAUGAAAAAAAGGUCAGAAAUUUAAACCUCUUAUAUUGGAAGACUUAGAAGCGCCAAGUACAUCAAACCACCAGACAGCACACUCAUCCAAACCCACACGAGUAAAAAUGAGAGCUAACAAGAGCAAAGACACUAUGUCCCCCAUAGUAGUAGAUGGGAAAACUGCGAACCAAAUAAACUAAGUCAAUGAUCUUAAAGCAAUAGUAAAAGGAGAGUUUAGUAUUAAGCAUACAAACUAUACAACAAUAAUUUUUGUCGAAAACAAAGACCAUAAAAAUGUACUUAACAACGUUAAAGCCGAAAAAAUGCCACAUCAUACUUACACCUCCAGGGAUGAUAAAACCCAUGCUUUCGUACUUAGAGGGUUGGACAAAGGCACGAAAAUUAGCGACAUCGAAGACAAUCUAGUUGAAGAACAUGAGAUCAAAGCCAGAGCGAUUUACACAAUGAAAACUAAAGACAGGCCACUUUUUCUAGUUGUUACCGACCCAGGAAUAACGCUAGAAUAUCUAAAUAAAAAUACAAGGCGAGUGCUAUACACAAGGGUUAUGUGGGAACUACGGAAAUCGACCAAGCUUAUAAUUCAAUGCCACAAUUGUCAGCAGUGGGGGCAAGCUACUGCCAAUUGUGGUCUGCCUCCAAGAUGUCUCAAAUGCGCGGGUGUUCACCACACUCAAACCUGCACCAAAACCAUGGACACACCAGCAAGGUGUGCAAAUUGCGGGGGUGAUCACACCGCAAACUACCCAAAGUGUGAAAACUAUGUCUCUAAACUCAAAAGGCUUAUGGAAAAAAGGCCAAAAUUAAACACCAAGUAUCUACUAACCCCCAGCCCAGUAUUAACCAAUGGGAGGCCAGAAGGCAAAUACCAAAUAACAAGGAAGACUUUCCAGCACUGCAAGUCAGAAGGCAACGUGAAGAUUCUUCAAAAACACGAUAUCCCCCCAGAAAUAUGGAAUUACCUAAACAAACUACCCCCGGCGGAUCCAUGGACGAUUUCGUGGCCCUAAACGAAGAAUUUGCCACAUUAAACAGGCUGGUAAAUAUAGGUAAAUUAACUAGAGCAGUCAGAGCACUGAACGCCAGACUUAUACAAUGUAAAACGGGAAAGGAAGUCAUAGAGACGUAUAACGCGUUCAUGAAGGACGUCGACAUAAAUUUCAUAAUAAAAAUUUAAAUUGGUAAAAAAAAUAUAGUUAGCAAAAAUACUGAUGCGUGAUAAGGGUGUGAAUUAUAUAUUGUUUUCCUUGAAUCAAUCAAACAGUUGUUUA